This is a messenger RNA of Coregonus sp. 'balchen', 11870 nucleotides long. The record is from the annotation of a GenBank genome assembly. NCBI's taxonomy places the organism in Eukaryota, Metazoa, Chordata, Actinopteri, Salmoniformes, Salmonidae.
UUUCAGUUGGAUUCAAGACACAGCUUCUAUCAGCAGCAACCCAGUCAGACCAUGGCUGGCUUCAGGCAAGAGGAUGUGGAGGUAUUCUACGAUAUGGGGGAGGAGCUGGGAAGGUAAGUUCUGACAAGUGUAGGACUAACUACUACUACUAUCUGAGAGCACACAGAUUUUUCUGCCAUUUCAAGAUCGGACGUGUGUGUGUGUGAUACUGUAUUGCUGGAUGAUACUAGCCUUGACUUGAUUCAGCUUGCCCGUUGCAUCAGUGGGUAGAUGUCACGAGAAUGAUGUAUCUCAAUAUUCAAACUGAACUAUUUUAUAUCUCUGUCUGAGUCCUGAAGGUUGUAAAAGCUCCAGUUCAAUGAAUCAGACAGAGUCCCAACAUACAAUGAUCAGUAUUUAUUCAGAGAGCGCUCUGCCACAAAAUGGGCGCACAGUCUCUUUAUACUCACACAUACAUACACACACACACACACACAUGUUCUUAUCAUAGCCUAGUCCUUGCUCGGGCAAGCUGCAUUUUUUUCUCUAUUCCCAUACAUAGUUAUCGCUGUUCUCACAAUAUUCUGCAAGCCUCUCAAUCCCCCUCCCUGUGUGGGGACAUCUGUUUUUUGAAACCGGUCUCCUGUUAUUGGUUUCAACGUUUGCACUUCUGCUUGCCUAAUUACAAGACACAAAUCCUCUGUUGCUGGGCAAAUAUGCAUCUUAUAUAUAUAUAUAGUCAUACAUUAUUAGUUUAACUGAGGGUGUGACAUUUUAGUCAUAUCUUACUCACACAUUUCUUUAUCAGUAGAGUUCGCACUUCAGGGCAAGUGAGGGAAACUCGAAACCUGGCCUACCCAGCACAGCAGACAAGCUCAAUCAAGUGUGCCUACUAAUGAAUAUGUUUUGAAUGAGGUGGCAGAAUAAUGCAGAUCUCUUGUCACCUUUUAGUUCUCGCUUGCAUGUUAAGUGAAACACAAUUUCUCCAAACAAUCUUUUUAAUAUAGAAUCCGUUGUUUGACUCUCAUAAUGAUAUACCAGUAUAAUACCACUUAUUUAACCUGAAAAUGCAUAGCUGGAGGAAAACAUCCAUUGGCACAUCCCCAGUGUAUUUGUGGGACUGUUUAUUAAACUGCAUCGCACUCUGCCUUGUUAUGCAAGCUCUGUUUUUAACAAGUCCUUUUAAACUAAACAGAGCUAGAGCAAUAGAAUGAGUCAUGCUUGUAGAGGAUUAAACCUGACUUCAUCCCAAAUGGCACCCUAUUCCCUACAUAGCGCUCUACUUGAACAUAGUGUACUAUAAAGGGAAUAGGGUGACAUUUGGGACACACUAAACCUGACUUCCUACCUUUAUAUGGAAGUAGGGUUGUUUGCUACAGCGUUGCAGCAGAAGAAUGACAUCAUUGACAUCAUAGAUCCGCUAUAAAAAAUCUCUGGGGGGGGGGGGUGUGUGUGUGACAUGGCCUAAUACAGAAGCAUGUCUGUUCUACGAAAUCUUUUCCUAAAUAAAUGUUUUCUCAAGUAUUUUAUUUUCUCUGUUACGCUGUGUGCACUGAACUGACAUGCGUGAUUGUUGCUGACACUCCGAUGUUCAGAUGAAGGGAAGGAAAUAGUCUAUAAUGCGCACCACCGCAGCGCUCAAUUCAAACAGUGGUGUGAGGGUUUGACUGUGGUUAGGCCUUACUCCUACUAGGGGGAGGGGUAGGACCACAGUCAAGCCUUCACAUCAUAACGGGGUGGUUUAUGAUCCCCAAUCAGAGACAGCUGUCUAGAGUUUGUCUCUGAUUGGGGAUAGUAUUUAGGCACCUCUCACAUCCACCUGUGUGUGGAUCAUUGUUCGUGUUUGUGCGUGUCUGCAAUUGUGUUCACAGCUCGUAAGUCACUUGGUGCUUUUCUCUCCUUGUUUAUUUUUGAAUACUUAGUGUGACAAGUUUAAAUGAAAAGGAUGUCACUCCACGAGCGCUCUGUCUACCGUCCCUUAACUACGCACUGUGACAAGUGGUGUGUAGCCUACAGGGAAACGUAUUCUGGCAAGCAGUCAAUGCACAAUAAUUCUUAAUGCAAUUACAGGAAAACACUUUUAAAAGCAGUUUUGGCAAAUGUAUUUUGAAAGCAGUUUUGGCCUUUGUUAAAAAAAGAGGGGCAACACAGUUUUCCAUUGCUACUACGUUUAUUUCUCUACUCCUUCAAUUGCGCAAGUGGCAUCGUUUUACAAAUGCAGUUAUAAGCAUGUUAGGCACAGCUGCAUAACAGAGCUCUUAAAGGGGAAAUGGCCUCUUAAAAGGGCAAUGACGUAGGCCUACUUCGUGAUAGAAACAUCAACAACACGGGGGCCAGUAUGAAAAAAAUAAAAAUACAUGUAUGCACUCACUAACUUUAAGACGCGCUGGAUAAGAGCGUCUGCUAAAUGACUAAAAUGUUGUGUCCAAUGGGGUAAAUGCAGAUGGACAAACCACAUGCUUUAGCCUAUGUACAUUUUCAGUGGUGAUGCGUCACGUUGGGCUCAAGCAGAUUUCCAUUCAAUUCUGUUAUUUCAUGUCACAACAAUAUUGUCAUUGGCUACAGAUAAAUCAAUGUCUUAUGCCCGGUAACUCUGAUUGGACUGAUGUGUUAACUUCAUAGCUAGCUAGUUGUUUACCACGCACUGUUACCACGUCUUCAAGCUAGGUAGCUAAGCUAGCUGAAACAUGUCGACUAGCUAAGCUAUGUCCUAGCAAAUAAUUUUCUAACUUAGCGUUAUAAAGGAAAUGUAGAGAGAACGUCUGGUGCUCAUUAUUCUCCUAAACUAUGUCCAUCCAAUAAAAUAAAGCAAGCUGGAAAAGAAGAUUCAAGUCGAGUGGUUGGUGGUGGAUCAUGUAGCAGUUGCUAACAUCUGUUUUGAGGUAGGCUAGCUAUAAUAUCCUAUAGGCUACAAACAGUGGGGGGAAAAAAGUAUUUAGUCAGCCACCAAUUGUGCAAGUUCUCCCACUUAAAAAGAUGAGAGAGGCCUGUAAUUUUCAUCAUAGGUACACGUCAACUAUGACAGACAAAAUGAGAUUUUUUUCCAGAAAAUCACAUUGUAGGAUUUUUAAUGAAUUUAUUUGCAAAUGAUGGUGGAAAAUAAGUAUUUGGUCAAUAACAAAAGUUUCUCAAUACUUUGUUAUAUACCCUUUGUUGGCAAUGACACCGGUCAAACGUUUUCUGUAAGUCUUCACAAGGUUUUCACACACUGUUGCUGGUAUUUUGGCCCAUUCCUCCAUGCAGAUCUCCUCUAGAGCAGUGAUGUUUUGGGGCUGUCGCAGGGCAACACAGACUUUCAACUCCCUCCAAAGAUUUUCUAUGGGGUUGAGAUCUGGAGACUGGCUAGGCCACUCCAGGACCUUGAAAUGCUUCUUACGAAGCCACUCCUUCGUUGCCCGGGCGGUGUGUUUGGGAUCAUUGUCAUGCUGAAAGACCCAGCCACGUUUCAUCUUCAAUGCCCUUGCUGAUGGAAGGAGGUUUUCACUCAAAAUCUCACGAUACAUGGCCCCAUUCAUUCUUUCCUUUACACGGAUCAGUCGUCCUGGUCCCUUUGCAGAAAAACAGCCCCAAAGCAUGAUGUUUCCACCCCCAUGCUUCACAGUAGGUAUGGUGUUCUUUGGAUGCAACUCGGCAUUCUUUGUCCUCCAAACACAACGAGUUGAGUUUUUACCAAAAAGUUAUAUUUUGGUUUCAUCUGACCAUAUGACAUUCUCCCAAUCCUCUUCUGGAUCAUCCAAAUGCACUCUAGCAAACUUCAGACGGGCCUGAACAUGUACUGGCUUAAGCAGGGGGACACGUCUGCACUGCAGGAUUUGAGUCCCUGGCGGCGUAGUGUGUUACUGAUGGUAGGCUUUGUUACUUUGGUCCCAGCUCUCUGCAGGUCAUUCACUAGGUCCCCCCGUGUGGUUCUGGGAUUUUUGCUCACCGUUCUUGUGAUCAUUUUGACCCCACGGGGUGAGAUCUUGCGUGGAGCCCCAGAUCAAGGGAGAUUAUCAGUGGUCUUGUAUGUCUUCCACUUCCUGAUAAUUGCUCCCACAGUUGAUUUCUUCAAACCAAGCUGCUUACCUAUUGCAGAUUCAGUCUUCCCAGCCUGGUGCAGGUCUACAAUUUUGUUUCUGGUGUCGUUUGACAGCUCUUUGGUCUUGGCCAUAGUGGAGUUUGGAGUGUGACUGUUUGAGGUUGUGGACAGGUGUCUUUUAUACUGAUAACAAGUUCAAACAGGUGCCAUUAAUACAGGUAACGAGUGGAGGACAGAGGAGCCUCUUAAAGAAGAAGUUACAGGUCUGUGAGAGCCAGAAAUCUUGCUUGUUUGUAGGUGACCAAAUACUUAUUUUCCACCAUAAUUUGCAAAUAAAUUCAUAAAAAAUCCUUCAAUGUGAUUUUCUGGAUUUUUUUUCCUCAAUUUGUCUGUCAUAGUUGACGUGUACCUAUGAUGAACAUUACAGGCCUCUCAUCUUUUUAAGUGGGAGAACUUGCACAAUUGGUGGCUGACAAUACUUUUUUUCCCCACUGUAUAUUAUUGUUGAUGUUUGAUGGCAGACUGUAAUACGCAUGGAACCACAUGUAAAGGAAGGGUUAGUUAUAAAUGUAUUUGGAACUGUGCAAUAGAUUAAGCAAGAGAAUAGCCUUAUAAACGUUGCAUAUUGUUAACCGGGCCCCUUUGUAUCAGGCAGGCAGACGCACAUAAUAUUGCAGACAGAUUACUAGCUAGUUAACUCUAUAAAAGUAUGCUCGACUACCGUGGUCUUCCGUGCAAUAAGAGCUAAAGAUAUGGGAAGUAGCCAUAAACUGAUAAUAACCCAUGUUAUAACGUUUGUGUGUGGCUCAACUCUUUUCUGGGACUCAAUGUGUAGCCAGUGUAGUGUACUGGUUUCGAUGCCUAUGAGCUUUGUUGAUUGAGUUUGCCCCACUGAUAUUUUCAUUUAAAAUUCACCACUGUACAUUUUAUAGCCACUAUGCUGCAUCAGUUGGGCUACAGGUGAUAAUGCUUAUUGCUAAUAGCACGUCUGAUUAUAUAGACCAUGCAUAGGCUAUAUGCAUGGUCCAAUAUAAAAAUAAAUGUUUCACCAAUAUGUUAUUUGACUCAUUUCUAGAAGUGGAAAUUAUAUUUGAGAUGUUAUCAGCAUAAUUUUAUUUUCAUUCAUUUUGGAGUAGAUUGUCCUUUUUUAAAAAGCUUCUCAGUCCUUUAGUGUGUACUUUACUGUGUUUAUACUUGUAAUAUCACUUUUCAACAGGAAAAGUUCAAAAAUCACUGGUGGAUGCCUUUAAGUUUCAGUCAUGGGAUUUUUGUUUUGUUUUAACCCCUGGGAAAGGGCUUGCAGACACAUUAAAUGUCAGAGCAGAAAAUUCAGUUAUUUGCAGACAGACAAUAACCCAAGACAUUUCUAUAGGAACAUAUUGACUCACUGGAAUGCAGCAUUCAUAGCUAAUUCUUCCUAUAGCAUUACCAUGCACUAAAUCAAAUGUUGGGUGUUUUUUUUCCCGCCCACUUUACAUUUGCUUAGGGUCUUCGUCUUAUUACAUCAAAGUUAUGAAACUGCCAGCCAGUGCUGCAAUGCGGCCACUGAACACUAGCCUAUACAAUCUGUAGUCAAGAUUGGUAUAUUGCUUCAAAUCUGGAUUUUUCUAGAUGAGCUAUCUGAUUGUGGCCCAGUCACUCUUUCCUGUGUAUUCUAUGUUCAUGUUUUACUUUGUAUCAUCAUUCUCAUUAUGUAAUUGCCCCUCUCCCCUCAGCGGACAGUUUGCCAUCGUACGGAAGUGUAAAGAGAAGCCCUCUGGCUCAGAGUACGCCGCCAAGUUCAUCAAGAAGCGUCGCCUGUCGUCCAGCCGCCGGGGCGUGAGCCGCGAGGAGAUCGAGAGGGAAGUGAACAUCCUGGGAGAGAUCCAGCACAGCAACAUCAUCACGCUGCACGACAUCUUUGAGAACAAGACUGACGUCAUCCUCAUCCUGGAGCUGUAAGGGCGACUAGAUGAGACCAAGGUCGUAUUCAUAAAUAGUGUCAAAGUAGAAAUUCUGAUCUAGGAUUAGUUUUGCCUUUAAGUUCACAAUUAAUACGAUUACAUAGACAGGGGGGAUGUGAUCCUAGAUCAGCACAACUACUCAGACAUUUUAUACAGUGAGGGAAAAAAGUAUUUGAUCCCCUUCUGAUUUUGUAUGUCAAAGAAAUGAUCAGUCUUUAAUUUUAAUGGUAGGUUUAUUUGAACAGUGAGAGACAGAAUAACAACAAAAUAAUCCAGAAAAACGCAUGUCAAAAAUGUUAUAAAUUGAUUUGCAUUUUAAUGAGGGAAAUAAGUAUUUGACCCCCUCUCAAUCAGAAAGAUUUCUGGCUCCCGGGUGUCUUUUAUACAGGUAACGAGCUGAGAUUAGGAGCACACUCUUAAAGGGAGUGCUCCUAAUCUCUGUUUGUUACCUGUAUAAAAGACACCUGUCCACAGAAGCAAUCAAUCAAUCAGAUUCCAAACUCUCUACCAUGGCCAAGACCAAAGAGCUCUCCAAGGAUGUCAGGGACAAGAUUGUAGACCUACACAAGGCUGGAAUGGGCUACAAGACCAUCGCUAAGCAGCUUGGUGAGAAGGUGACAACAGUUGGUGCGAUUAUUCGCAAAUGGAAGAAACACAAAAUAACUGUCAAUCCUCCUCGGCCUUGGGCUUCAUGCAAGAUCUCACCUCGUGGAGUUGCAAUGAUCAUGAGAACGGUGAGGAAUCAGCCCAGAACUACACGGGAGGAUCUUGUCAAUGAUCUCAAGGCAGCUGGGACCAUAGUCACCAAGAAAACAAUUGGUAACACACUACGCCGUGAAGGACUGAAAUCCUGCAGCGCCCGCAAGGUCCACCUGCUCAAGAAAGCACAUAUACAGGGCCGUCUGAAGUUUCAGAGGAGAACUGGGUGAAAGUGUUGUGGUCAGAUGAGACCAAAAUCAAGCUCUUUGGCAUCAACUCAACUCGCCGUGUUUGGAGGAGGAGGAAUGCUGCCUAUGACCCCAAGAACACCAUCCCCACUGUCAAACAUGGAGGUGGAAACAUUAUGCUUUGGGGGUGUUUUUCUGCUAAGGGGACAGGACAACUUCACCGCAUCAAAGGGACGAUGGACGGGGCCAUGUACCAUCAAACCUUGGGUGAGAACUUCCUUCCCUCAGCCAGGGCAUUGAAAAUGGGUCGUGGAUGAGUAUUCCAGCAUGACAAUGACCCAAAACACACGGCCAAGGCAACAAAGGAGUGGCUCAAGAAGAAGCACAUUAAGGUCCUGGAGUGGCCUAGCCAGUCUCCAGACCUUAAUCCCAUAGAAAAUCUCUGGAGGGAGCUGAAGGUUUGAGUUGCCAAACGUCAGGCUCGAAACCUUAAUGACUUGGAGAAGAUCUGCAAAGAGGAGUGGGACAAAAUCCCUCCUGAGAUGUGUGCAAACCUGGUGGCCAACUACAAGAAACGUCUGACCUCUGUGAUUACCAACAAGGGUUUUGUCACUAAGUACUAAGUCAUGUUUUGCAGAGGGGUCAAAUACUUAUUUCCCUCAUUAAAAUGCAAAUCAAUUUAUAACAUUUUUGACAUGCGUUUUUCUGGAUUUUGUUGUUGUUAUUCUGUCUCUCACUGUUCAAAUAAACAUACCAUUAAAAUUAUAGACUGAUCAUUUCUUUGUCAGUGGGCAAACGUACAAAAUCAGCAGGGGAUCAAAUAUUUUUUUCCCUCACUGUACGUAUGGCCACAAACCUGGGUUCAAAUUAGCCUGGGUGCCAGUCUGUUCCUGCUCUCUUGUAAAGUGAAAAAUCCAAAAACAUCCUGAUGUGGUUCUGUUGAGAUGCUAGUUGUGUGUGUUGUGUUUCAGGGUGUCUGGAGGGGAGCUGUUUGACUUCCUGGCAGAGAAGGAGUCUUUAACAGAGGAGGAGGCCACACACUUCCUCAAACAGAUCCUGGCUGGGGUCCACUACCUGCACUCCAAACGCAUAGCUCACUUUGACCUCAAGGUACACACACACACACACACACACACACACACACACACAGAUCUCAGAUGAGGUCUACUACCUGCACUCAAACACAUUGCACACUUUGAUCACAAGGUGAACUGUAGGCUGUGGAGCUGGGUAAGCCAGGGUCAUGUUCAACAGAAAAUGUUUUGCAAUGGAAUACGAAAAUGAGCGCUUCUUAUUCUUAAGUCCAGGUAGUCUCUGCCUGGUUAGCUGUUUGGUGCCUAGUGAACACGAUCCAGGCUGGUGUUUUAAACAGUCAACAGUUGUCUUUAUUAAACACAUAUGCUAUAUAUACAAAAGUAUGUGGACACACCUUCAAAUUUGUGGAUUCGGCUAUUUCAGACACCCGUUGCUGACAGGUGUAUAAAAUCGAGCACACCGACAUGCAAUCUCCAUAGACAAACAUUGGCCUUACUGAAGAGCUCAGUGACUUUCAACGUGGCACCGUCAUAGGAUGCCAUCUUUCCAACAAGUCAGUUCGUCAAAUUUCUGCCCUGCUAGAGCUGCACCGGUCAACUCUAAGGGCUGUUGGGUCAACUCUAAGGGCUGUGGUGAAGUGGAAAGGUCUAGGAGCAACAAUGGCUCAGCCGCAAAGUGGUAGGCCACACAAGCUCACAGAAUGGUGCUGUAGCACGUAAAAAUCGUCUCCUCAGUUGCAACACUCACUUCCGAGUUCCAAACUAUCACUGGAAGCAACGUCAGCACAAGAACUGUUUGGUUUGUCUGGAGCUUCAUGAAAUGAGUUUCCAUUGCAGAGCAGCCGCACAAAGGCCUAAGAUCGCAGUGCCAAGCGUUGGCUUGAGUGGUGUAAAGCUUGCUGCCAUUGGACUCUGGAGCAGUGGAAACGCGUUCUCUGGAGUGAUGAAUCACGCUUCACCAUCUGGCAGUCCGACGGACAACUCUGGGUUUGGCAGAUGCCAGGAGAAUGCUACCUGCCCAAAUACAUAGUGCCAACGGUAAAGUUUGGUGGAGAAAUAAUGGUCUGGGGCUGUUUUUCAUGGUUUGGCUAGGCCCCUUAGUUUCAGUGAAGGGGAAUCUUAACGCUACAGCAUACAAUUACAUUUUAGACGAUUCUGUGCUUCCAACUUUGUGGCAACAGUUUGGGGAAGGCCCUUGACAAUGCCCCCGUGCACAAAGCGAGGUCCAUACAGAAAUGGUUUGUUGAGAUCGGUGUGGAAGAACUUGACUGGCCUUAACAGAGCCUUGACCUCAACCCCAUCGAACACCUUUUGGAUGAAUUGGAAAGCCGACUGUGAGCCAGGCCUAAUCACCCAACAUCAGUGCCUGACCUCACUAAUGCUCUUAUGGCAACAUCUAGUGCAAAGACUUCUCAGAAGAUUGGAGGCUGUUAUAGCAGCAAAGGGGGGACCAACUCCAUAUUGAUUUCCAUUAUUUUGGAGAGAGAUGUUCGACGAGCAGGUGUCCACAUACUUUUGGUCAUGUAGUGUACCAUGAUAGUAUACCGUUUAGGAUAUAAUAAUAAUUCCGGUCAGGUAUUUUUGACAUUUUUAUUAUAUUUCAAAACAUCUGUAGUGUAUCCAUUCUCUUCUAACUUGUAUUAUGGAAUGCUUGUUUGUUUUUGUUUCAGCCGGAGAACAUUAUGCUGCUGGAUAAGAAUAUUCCCAACCCCAGGAUCAAACUCAUCGACUUCGGCAUCGCUCAUCAGAUCAAAGCUGGGAACGAGUUUAAGAACAUCUUCGGAACGCCAGAAUUCGUUGGUGAGACCCUCUCCUACCCCUCAAGACCAAAAGAGCCAUGAACUGUCAGUACGGCUUUUAUGUUCAAAUGUAUUAUUUUCACUUCAGGUUCAGAUUCCCUUUGGAAAAAAUAAAGUUGUUCUAUUCUAUCCUACACAUUCCUUGUUAACACAUACAGUAUCCAUAAAAUGUAUAUUUACACAAAUAUCUUAUUGUUAUGGUAUGCCCACAUAGGGUAAAUAUUCCUUCACAUUUAUCUUAUUAAGUGGAGGUCUGUGUGUUGGGAUAUCCUUGACGACCAUCUGAGUUGAAUUAAGGCUUUAAAGCGAUCCCGGUAAUAAUGCUGCUUGUUUUACAGCUCCAGAGAUAGUCAACUAUGAACCGCUAGGCCUGGAGGCUGACAUGUGGUAAAAUGGACUAAGAUUAUUUAAAAUGUUUUUUUAAAAUGUUUUUGAGAAUGUUUUCUUGUUGUUUUGCUCUGAGGGUACAUUUCACUAAGUUCUGUCCCUCUUGUCUCUCCAGGAGUAUUGGAGUUAUCACAUACAUUCUGUAAGUACUGGUUCACAUUAUAAUGUUUGUCUCUUUUCAUACAGUCAGUUGAGCAACAUAAACAGUGUUAUGUUAAAGUGUUUCAAAUCUAUAUCCAUUUUUGCAUUACAAAUGACAACUAUAGAAGUGAGUUAUUUCUCAGUAAUUCCAUCGUCAAAGUUAUGACAUAGCAAGUAAGCCAAUAUACUGGAUAUAAUGUUUGGCCAUGGCCUGAAAGAUGACAUAAUACUACUGUUUUACCUCCGGUAUGGUGGUCUCACCAUGCUGUCUGUUGGUCCUCAGGUUGAGUGGUGCCUCUCCGUUCCUGGGGGAGACCAAGCAGGAGACUCUGACCAACAUCUCAGCAGUCAACUAUGACUUUGACGAGGAGUACUUCAGCAACACUAGCGAGUUGGCCAAGGACUUCAUCAGACGGCUGCUGGUCAAGGAUCCCAAGUAAGCCUGGUUUACUCUGGACGGAAUAUGCCAGGGAAUGCUUAAAAUAACAUACACAGGAACCAUGCACUUUGUCUGUCUUUUUUAAUAGCAUAUUAUCUUAGGGAACCUAGCAAGAAAUGAAGGUUUGUACCUUUCUGCACCAUAGCCUAGGUGAACCUUGGUCUUGGGUGGAAAUGUUAGAAUUGCAAAUACCAAGGCAUAAAAGUAAGGAAGAAAUGAGUCAUUGAUUUUCAUAUCUAAUCAUUUACAAAUGCUCUUAUUUCUCCAGGAAGAGAAUGACCAUCGAUGAAAGCCUUCAACAUCCCUGGAUCAAGGUAGGCACCUCUCACCAUCUCCUCAUACAUACUGUACCUCACAUAUCAGUAAUCCCCAAAAAUAUAUCACUAAUCCCCCAAAAUAUAUGCAACUCCUGGCUUAUAGCACCCAUUAUACUGAAGUUUUUUGGCUAGACAAAAGAAUUGAGCACAUUUCGCCCCCCUUUUUUUUCUACUAUCUAUUAAACCCCCUCUCCUCCCAGGUGAUCAAGAGGCGGAACGUGCGCCAGGAGGAGAGCGAAAAGAAGCCGGAGCGCAGGCGCCUGAAGACGACGCGUCUAAAGGAGUACACCAUCAAGUCCCACUCCUCCAUGCCCCCCAACAACACCUACGUCAACUUUGAACGCUUCUCCCAGGUGCUGGAGGAGAUCGCUGCUGCCGAGGAGGGGCUGAGAGACCUGGAGCACAACCAGAGGUGGGAGGGAUAAACGGAUGGAUAGUUGGAUGAUUCAAUGAAUGGAAGGAUUAAUUAAUUUAUGUGAUUAUUAAAAAUACAUAUAAAGCCGCUCUAGUUAGAUACAACAAUACAUCUAUCCAUUCAUUCUAACAUCCCCCUCUCUUCUCCAGGUCAUGUCAGGAGGACGUGGCUGCUCUAUUCUCUAUCUAUGAGGAGAAGGAGGGCUGGUACCAGGAGGAGAACCAGAGCAUCGCCAGCGACCUGGGUCACAUCCGCCAGGCGCUGCAGUGUACCCAGGCCCAGUGCAGACAGAGCCAGGAAGACGCCCGCGCCGCCAUGCUGGCCGCUAACUCACUCAAGAGGAAGUUUGGGCGCCUGGAGAACCGCUACGAGGUCCUGGCGGAGCAGGCGGCGUCGGAGGUGCGCUGGGUGGAGGAGCUGGUCAGAGGGAUAGAGCGGGAGAAGGACAGUCUGGUCAUCCCCUGAGACCUGGCUCCAGCUUGACUUUUAGAAUUGUCCUGAGCCUGGCCUG